CAACGAUAAGUUGAUAGGAUAAGAAUUUCUAAAGUUCUUUUAACAAAGUUUACUUUGUCAGUUUAAUAAAAUGAAUCCAGCUGGCCUGACACAUUACAGUGUUAUGUCUCCUCGAACUCCGGGAAAGACGAAUCUUGUUUCAGCAAGAGAUGUGAAUUCAGGUGGUUACACUCCACACAGUCCUCGUAAUGUAGCAACAUCACGAGGUCAAGGUAUUAGACGACUUGAAUCAACACGUGAUGUGAGACAUGGCUCAGUUGUCAUUGAAAGAAAUGAAGCUCUAAUAUCGAUGGAUCCUUCGAAAGAUCCCAUGAGAAAAGUUCAUGAAGAAGGCUUGUAUCUAAAUUUAACAUCAAGGUCAAAUGACGCAAUCACAGUAGAGUGGACAUACUGCCCUGCUUUGUCGUGGAUGCCAAUUGAUCAUUUCUUGUUGGAACAUAGCAGUGUAACAAAUCCCGAUUUCAACAACAUAAAGCUUGCUUCAAACCAGCGUCAAUAUACAUUACGUGAUUGUACGCCAGGAACAAAUAACUUCUUCAUUGUCUCAGCGAUAGAUGUUUAUGGUAAAGUUAUCCAGAGAUCAAAACAGCUGACCGUACAAAGUUCUGCACCAAUUGAUCGACCAAUAUUGAAACUUAAAAAGUCCAGUCCAGAUAUGAUAACUAUUGAAUGGAAUCGACCAGCAGAAUAUGGUGACGGGUUCAUCAGUGAAUAUCAUCUUAAGGUGAAUGGAAAGUUCUACACAAACAUCCGUUCAACAAAGACAUCAUUUGAUUACAUUGAGUGUCGACCACUGGAGGAGUUUACAUUCAGAAUCCAAGCUCUUUCAAUCAAACAUGACUGCAACAGUGAAUGGUCAAAUGUCCUUCAAGUAGCCUGCCCUGCAUCAUUACCUAUGACACUAGAACGACUAAGACCGAAGACUAUCAACACAGUAAAAGUUGGUUGGAAUUUACCCACGUGUAUUGGAGGAGCAAAAGUCAAAGAAUUCAGGGUUUAUUUCAAAGAAGCUAGUACGUACGAGAUGUACAACGACCAGGAGAAACCUGAUCCAGACAAAAUAUUUGGCCACAGACAUGCAGUCGUUAAAAUACAUAAACCUGACGAAACAGUAUCAUUUGUCAAAGUGGAACCAGAGAAAAGAUAUUGGGCUAUUCUCCGUGCGGAGAUUUUACCAGAGGGUUGUCCACCGGUGAUCACUCUACCCGUUCGUGUCCGCGCUACGAUCAGGCCAGUGGCACCUGAGAUUGCAGUAAACGUGUAUGGGGGACUGGAACGAGCGGAGGCUAAUAAGGAGAUAGCAAAAUUGUUGGAUAUACAAGACAAGAUUAACCGACACAAAAUGUUAACACAGACCUCUGAUAUUGUGAUGGGAGCUCAACUAAAGAAUGAAGAGAUGCAAGAUAUGAACGUCAAGUUGUACCAAAUUGAAACACGUCUUCAUGAGCUUGUCAGAGUUGUUAAUAAAUUAACAGGGUUUGUUCCUGUUGUAUUGAGCUGGAAAACGCCAGAAUUUGAUGAAUUCUCGGAACCAUUAAGUUAUCGUAUAAACGUGGACGAUCAUAGCUAUCAAGACCCGCUGCCAUUGGAAACGACUGAACAUUCCUUAAAGGUAAAAAUUUCCGGAGUAAGAUUAAGCAAAGACGGAUUGUUUAUCUUUCAGCUCGACGUAGAAAAACUUGCACACAGGAUCUCAAUUACAACUUUAUCUUGGCAUCCUGUCGGGAACAGUGACGAGUCAAAUGUCGAGUUAGUGGACGCCAAACAUUUUCGACCAAACAGAUUCUUCUGCUAUUUUACAAGCCACAGCAAAGCCGCAAGUUGGCCCAGUAAAGGAGGGUGUCGCUUAGAAGACUUUCUUUUUCAUGAAAAGAAGUUGACCAGUAAACACAAUGUACAUCGUGGACUCUUGAAGACGAGAGUAGCUCCAAAACCAUUCCGAGUAAUGGGUGUCCACGACGCUACCUGGCAACAGUUAAUACGUCAUUUUGGAGCGAAGAAACCAACCAUUAUACUCUUCUGGACUAAAUGGUGUGUCUCCUCGCAAAACACGCUGGAGCGUUUCUGUGCUUACGCCCAUCGUUUAAAAGAUAAGUACCAAUACCUCGCAUGUUGUGUUAAAAGUGGAGAGGAUAUCCACACGCACAGAAAAUCAAUCAUUGAGUUACUCAAUGAAAAGAAUUUGAGAAUUUUGGGUAAUAUACGUCACUGCUGUGGAUGUCAUCUCGCCCCAGAUCUCCCGAACACCACGAUUGAGAAAAUGGAUAAAGCGAGCAUUCCUGCUUCGUUUGAUCUUGCUGGCGUCCCAACAUUCUGUAUUCUGGAUAUUAAAGGUCGACUCUCCUGGCAAGGCCGUGUUGCCGCUGACACAGACGAAACAUUUUUCAUCAACAUAAAUCAUGUGAUGUCCCAGGUUGAAGAACAAGAAUGUCCAAAUACGGAAUGUGGACAUUGCAACGACGAAAACGGAAUUCUAUACGAAGUAAAGAAGAAAAAUGAUGACGUCAGCGACGAAGUGAAUGAUCAAGCCAAUGACAGCAGUGAAAAUGACGCCAGCAACCAAAGUAAGCACGUCAUAGGUAAGUCACAUGACAAGUUCUCAUUGGAUGAGUUCCACUUACUGCACUCAAGACUUCAUGGUAAGGAUCUGGAAGAGGCAGAAAAAACACAAAAUGAACAAUAUGCAAAAGUUGGAAGUCUCUCAUCUCGCCAAGAAUGGUUGCAAAAACGGCGCGCGAAUGCGAAAAAGUCCGGGCAAGAUUCCGAGAAAGAAGCUGAGAAACACACAAUACGCUCAGUAGAAGUGAAUCAAAAUCCUCCAUCAACUGCAAGCAUUCAAACACCGAGAGAAAAGCCUGGAAUCAAGAACUAUCAAUACCGGCAACCAUAUCGUGAAUAUCGUAGUCCAAAUAACGGAUACGACAAGUCAAAACAUGGCUAUGGUGCCUCGGGUGGAUCAACAUGGCGAGACAAACCUCCGGUCGAGAAAACAUCGGGGACGAACAUUUCCGAGCAUCCCACGGAGAAUGGACGAAAGAAUAGUCACAGAUACUCUAGUAUUAAUUACCAUCUCGCGGAAAGAGCCGGUAAUGGAGAUGCAGAGGCAGAACCAGACGUUUUAGAUUUCGACCAUUCUCGGAAGAGCUCGACUACAUUGGCGUACAACAAUAGUGGCACAACUAAAUGGAACUCACAGAUUAAAGCCAAUAACAUUGACAGAGAUACCAGCAGAGAAAAGAGUUCAAACUGGCAGCGACACCAUCACGAGGAAGAAGAGCUUUACGAGUUCAUGAUACCAGAUAACAUGAGAAAAAGAAAUGGUCGGGGUGGAAAACCAAACACAACUCAAAAACAAGCACCUUACAUAUAUCGUCGACCUUCAACCCUGGAACCCAUCAAUGAUCCACCAAAGUCAGCCAAGAAGAAUGACAAAUACAGUCAUAUUCAAAGUCGCUAUAGCAAGGGGAUCUACCAGCCUGGUAAACCAAAACAAAGAUACGCGAUUUCAGCACAUCACAACAAAGACAGAAAAAGACAGACAACACCACAAAACGGAGAAGGAUCUUAUUAUCGACAAGCAUAUGUAUAAACACCACUUUUCUUCACUAUAUUUAGAUGUAGACACUAAACACUGAAGUUAGUAAGAAUGUUCCGUAUUUCACCGUACCACUAAAAACUACUUCGAUUUUUAAACUAUUCUGUGCUUGCAAAACAUUAAGCAACAAAGGUUUUCCGAAAU
This is a messenger RNA of Dendronephthya gigantea, 3739 nucleotides long. RefSeq lists its product as uncharacterized. The transcript has 16 exons. The coding region runs from base 71 to 3589 and encodes 1172 amino acids. Lineage: Eukaryota; Metazoa; Cnidaria; Anthozoa; Malacalcyonacea; Nephtheidae. The record is from RefSeq and is a predicted model, not a curated record. Gene Ontology annotation, molecular function: protein binding.